GCUGCUGCUGCUGCUGCCGGCGCGCGCCGACCGCUACCACCCGGAGCGCGCCGCGCGCCCCGCCGCCGCCGGGAGCUCGCGCGCCGCCACGCCGGACGCGGCCGAACGUGGCGCGGACUACUGGUACUCGGAGGCGUUCGCCGCCAUCGACGAGCGACUGACGGAACCCACUUAUGACGACGUGGCGAAAAAUGUGAUCAUGUUCCUGGGCGACGGGCUGUCGGUGCCGACGCUGGCGCCGGCGCGCACGCUGCGCGGUCAGCGCGCCGGCCGCACUGGAGAGGAGGAGCGACUUUCCUACGAGCACUUUCCUGUCACUGGACUUGCUAAGACGUACUGCGUGGACAAGCAGAUCCCGGACUCGGCGUGCACGGCCACGGCAUACCUGUGCGGCGUGAAGAACAACUACGGCACGCUGGGCGUGACGGCGGCCGUGCCGCGCUACGACUGCGCCGCCUCCACCGACGCCGCCACGCACCUCGACUCCAUCGCCGCGUGGGCGCUCGCCGACGGACGCAGCGCCGGCAUCGUGACAACAACGCGCAUCACGCACGCAUCUCCGGCCGGCGCGUACGCCAACAUCGCCGAACGCGGCUGGGAGAACGACGGCGAGGUCCGCGCCGCCGGCCACGACCCCGCACAGUGCCCCGACAUCGCCGACCAGCUCGUCAACUCUCAUCCCGGCAACAAGUUCCAGGUGAUUUUGGGCGGAGGUCGACGCGAAUUCCGACCGAACACUACUAACGAUGAGGAGGACCAACCGGGCCUGCGCUGGGAUGGACGCGAUUUGGUCACGGAAUGGCGCGCGCAGCGUGAAGAGGCCGGACAAUCGCACGCUUAUGUCUGGAACCGCACCAAGCUGCUCGACGCCAUAAGCAACCCUCCAGACUACCUGCUGGGAUUGUUUGAGAGCGGCCACAUGCAGUACGCGGCGGAGGCGCGCCAGGCGGGACACGACGAGCCCACGCUGGCCGAAAUGACGGAGGCGGCCAUCCGCGUGCUGUCCAAGAACCCGCGCGGCUUCUUCUUGUUCGUCGAGAGCGGCCGCAUAGACCACGCCCACCACGACAACAUGCCGCACCUCGCACUGGACGAGACGCUGGCGCUGGCCGACGCGGUGCAGCGCGCCGAUGAGCUGUUGCCGGCCGCGAACACACUGCUCGUGCUCACGGCGGAUCACUCGCACGUCAUGGCGUACAACGGCUACUCGCGCCGCGGCAACGACAUCCUCGGCGCGUCUGACGAUAUAGGCGACGACGACGUGCCCUACAUGACGCUCUCCUACACCAACGGGCCCGGUUACCGUGACCACGUCGAUGGAAGACGUGCUGAUGUCACUAGUGACAAUACUUUCCAGGCGGUCGCUUGGCAAACACAUGCAGAGGUACCGCUCGAGUCGGAGACGCACGGCGGUGACGACGUGGCGGUGUUCGCACGCGGGCCGGCGCAGGCGCUGUUCACGGGGCUGUACGAGCAGAGCCAGCUGCCACACCUCAUGGCGCACGCGGCGUGCCUGGGCCCGGCCGCCGAGCGCCGCGACGCCUGCAACGGCUCCGUCACGCUCUCUGCGCCCAUAGUCGCGUUACUACUCUCCGUAGUCGCCACGCUCUAUCAUCAGCUUUAA
Cydia amplana is the source of this 1624-nucleotide messenger RNA. Its product is annotated as membrane-bound alkaline phosphatase-like. Lineage: Eukaryota; Metazoa; Arthropoda; Insecta; Lepidoptera; Tortricidae. Gene Ontology annotation, biological process: dephosphorylation. Gene Ontology annotation, molecular function: alkaline phosphatase activity. Bases 200 to 1624 code for a protein of 474 amino acids. The transcript has 5 exons. The record is from RefSeq and is a predicted model, not a curated record.